UCUAUGGUCAUAGUCAUUUUGGUUUUGACAACCACUUCACUGAUUGCAGAGAUGAGUAGAACCCAAGGUAGAACAAUGGACGGUGAAACUCGAGGCAUGACUUCUGAUUUUGACAAUGAAAGUCCUGGUGGUAAUGCAGUGGAAGAUUUGACACAAAACUUGCCUCUCGCCUGGUCCAGUCCUGCUUUAGAUCAAACCUAUGACAAUGCAGUGCCUAAGGACACAGAAGGAGAUAUUUCUUCCUUAUUGGGCCUGAGAAAAUGUGUGCCAUUCUUCUUCUCAUCCCCGGAAGGCCAUUCAAAGUCAGAGUUAUUUCUCAGCACUCACGUUUUCAGUGAGGCUUUAUCAUCUUUGCCGUCACAUUUUGAUCGGCGUCAGUUACUCGAUUUCUGUCUUUCCCUCAAAAUUAUUUCAAAGGAAUCUCAUUCACAUUUGCUGCAAUUAGAAACUAUGACAUUUCCACUGGAUUGCACUUUUCUUCCUGCCUCAGAAACAAUUGAAAGUUUUGACAAUGUUUUGAAACUUUGGAAUGCAACUGAAAUUAUUGUGCAGCAGCUUCAGUUAGCUGCACAGUAUCUAAAAGAUGAAAUCACUGAUGCUUUACUCAUUAUCCUCUCAUUUCGUAUUUCUGCUGAUCACAUACAACCUCUUGCUGACUGCCUCAGCUGCUCUGUUCCUGAAUCCAGUGGGUCAGUGUCUUUUAAAGCUCUUCAAAUUCUGUGGGACUGGAGGGACAAGGAAGCACUGCAUGCCAAUUGUCGUACAUUAGUCAAAGCUUUUCUUACGUCUGAGAUAGUACCAAUUGACAUUACCAGAUUUGUGAUUAGUUAUAUCAAAUCAGAGCAUCAGGCUCAGACAUCAGCCACUUCAAGCAGCAAAAAUGAAGGGGACGAACCAUCUAUAACACAACUGAGACUAAACUUUGCACAAUCGUACGUUAAAGUUAUUGAAGAUAUCGCACAAGAGCGCAUAGUUGAUUGGCUGAAAGUGACAAGUGAAACUGAUAUUCACGUUUUCAUCCUGAAGCGCUGCAACUGGGUUAAUUAUGACCUUCUAGAAGAGCUCGAUAAUGACCUUGGAAAUAAUAAGGUUUUUGCUAUGUAUGUUGAGCAAUAUAAGAGCACUAUGAAAGAUUUUAAAGUAUUUCAAAUUCCUUCACAAUCUAUUCCUGCUGUUCUGGCAUCUGGUUACUCUAUUUUUUUCAUUCUUAUUCAACCACCAAUGCGAGAUCUUUAUUCUGGCUCGGUAUUACACGAAAUAAAAUUGAAGUUGUCAAAGAAAUUGAAUACAGAAGCUGUACACAUUUUAAUCAGUGGCAUUGUCGUCGAUGAAGCAAGUCUAUGGAUUCGUAUUUCAAUUGAGGAGCAAAUACUUCAAAAAGUUUCAGAUGAUAAUAUAUGGAAGCAUCAGAAACAGAUUGAUUAUGAUACAUUGUAA
Messenger RNA from Amphimedon queenslandica, 1437 nucleotides. RefSeq lists its product as uncharacterized. The record is from RefSeq and is a predicted model, not a curated record. Lineage: Eukaryota; Metazoa; Porifera; Demospongiae; Haplosclerida; Niphatidae. The coding region runs from base 4 to 1437 and encodes 477 amino acids. The transcript is spliced from 4 exons.